Messenger RNA from Eucalyptus grandis, 1182 nucleotides. Its product is annotated as ankyrin repeat-containing protein BDA1-like. Lineage: Eukaryota; Viridiplantae; Streptophyta; Magnoliopsida; Myrtales; Myrtaceae. Gene Ontology annotation, molecular function: protein binding. Bases 1 to 1182 code for a protein of 393 amino acids. The transcript is spliced from 2 exons. The record is from RefSeq and is a predicted model, not a curated record.
AUGGCGUCCGAUCUCUACGUAGCUGCUGUAAAAGGGGAUGUGCCUUAUUUGCUUGAGUUGCUCGCAAAAGAUCAGCUGCUUCUCAAUAAAAACAUGACUGAGAAUCAAGCUGAGACUCCUUUGCACAUUGCAGCCAUGCUCGGACACUUGGAUUUCGUGGAAGAGAUCCUGGCUCGGAAGGCUGAGCUGGCAAAAGAUCAAGAUUCUCAGGGAUCAACCCCUCUUCAUCUCGCAGCAGCAAAAGGGUACCUUAACAUAGUGGUAAGCUUGUUAAGAGUCAACCCUGAUAUGUGCAAUGUUUGUGACAUAUACAAAAGAAACCCUCUUCAUGUUGCGGCCAUGAAAGGCCAUGUGGCUGUGUUGGAAUACUUAGUUCAAAAGAGACCUAAUGCAGCCCAUAGUUCCGUCGAACAUGGCCAGACAAUCCUGCAUUUAUGCUUGAUGCAUAACAGACUGGAAGCUUUGAAAUUUUUGAUAGAUAUCUUACCUAGUGAUCUCAUCAACUCAAGGGACCAACGUGGUAACACGAUUUUGCAUUUGGCUGCUACAUAUGGAGAAACUAAGACUAUGCUCUUCUUGACUAAUAAAGGAGUCAAACCAAACAUUAAGAAUUUCAGAGGUUUCACAGCACUCGACCUAUUAGCACAAGGCGAAAGCGAGGAAAGAAAGAGAAAGUGGCAAAACAAUAUGCAUAAGACGCUGAUGGUGGUAGCGGCAUUGCUAGCUACCAUGGCAUUCCAAGCCACUAUUACCCCACCAAGUGGCCUUUCUAAAGGAAAUUCCCGGAGUGAUAAAGAAAAUAUAGCACCUAGUGCAAGCAAUGAGCUCUCGCAUUUGUACAGGAGUUUCAUAUCAUGUAACACGAUAAGCUUCAUCGCAUCACUUAGCAUUGUUAUGAUUUUCAUAAGCGGUCUUCCUUUAAAGCGGCAUCGGAUCAUCACAUGGAUUGCAAUGUUGGUUACGUGGGUUGCGAUAACCUUCAUGGCGACAAGUUAUUUCAUCUCCGUAUCCGUCUCCGAUCAGGCGGAGGAACAUAUGCUAGCUUUCGAAAUUGGAUUAGUAGUGCUAGCUUUUCUUUUUCUGUGCCACUUUAUUCGCUUAAUCCUGAAAUUGGUACGCAAGGUCCUAUAUUUCGUCCGCGAACGCUGGACACAGCGCAGGCCAGGGGGUGAUGCGGUUUAG